Bombyx mori (domestic silkworm) is the source of this 1107-nucleotide messenger RNA. RefSeq lists its product as uncharacterized. The coding region runs from base 1 to 1107 and encodes 368 amino acids. The record is from RefSeq and is a predicted model, not a curated record. The transcript is spliced from 2 exons. NCBI's taxonomy places the organism in Eukaryota, Metazoa, Arthropoda, Insecta, Lepidoptera, Bombycidae.
AUGUCGUCACGAAAGUGCAAAUACGAUGCUGAUGCAUUUUGUUUUAUAUGUGGUCAAUUUAUUAAAGUUCGAGACGUGAAAUAUGAACUAAAGACAUCUCACGUUCUCUGUGAAGCCUAUGAAGCAUAUUUUGACUGUCCUGUACGGAAUCAAGAUAAGCCAUGGGCUCCACAUGUUGCUUGUAGUUAUUGUAAAAGGUGUUUGGAAGGUUGGUAUCGAGGUGAGAAAAGGUCUAUGAAAUUUGCAAUACCAAGGAUUUGGCGAGAACCAAAAGACCAUAUUACUGACUGCUACUUUUGUAUGGUGAAUCCGAGUAAAAGACGUAGAGGUAAAAAUGCAAAAUCUAUUGAAUAUCCUGACCUCGAAUCUUCUUCUGCUCCAAUUGCUCACGACCUGACACGACCAGUACCUGAGCCACCAAAAAAAUUAUCGCAGAAAAGUAGCUCAUCUUUUAGUUCUUAUAAAAGUAAUUCCGAUAAGGAGUUUUUGACUACACCUGAACAACCAAAACACUAUCUCAUUACUUCAGAAGAUUUUAACGAUCUAAUUAGAGAUUUAAAUUUGCCAAAAAAUAAAGCAGAGCUUCUAGGCUCUCGGUUAAAACAGUGGAAUUUGCUUGAUGAUGUUAAGAUCACGGAUCAGCGGACUAGGCAUGAAAUGUUUGCAACGUUUUUCACGAAGGAAGAUGGACUUUGUUUUUGUAAUGACAUUAAAGGUAUGUUUGAAGCAAUUGGCAUACCCUGUGUCCCUAGCGAAUGGCGUUUAUUCAUUGACAGCUCUACAAAAAGUUUAAAAGCAGUUCUAUUGCACAACAGAAAUAAAUUUCCGUCUCUUCCAAUUGCUCACUCAGUACAUCUUAAAGAAAAUUAUGAAAGUGUCAAAAUUUUGCUUGAAUGUGUAAAAUAUCGUGAGUAUAACUGGGAGCUGAUUGGAGAUUUUAAAAUGGUGGGAUUUUUAAUGGGGCUACAGGGUGGAUAUACAAAGUAUCCGUGUUAUUUGUGCUUGUGGGAUAGCAGAGCGGAUUCUAAACACUAUAUUCAACGGUCAUGGCCUGUAAGAACAGAAUUGUGUGUCGGAAAACAGAACGUCAAAUUCGAGCCGAUUUAA